AUGCCUGUUGCUGCCUGUGCCUGUGCUGCCUGUGCCUGUGCUGCCCGUGCCUGUGCUGCCCGUGCCUGUGCUGCCCGUGCCUGUGCUGCCCGUGCCUGUUGCUGCCCGUGCCUUUGCUGCCCGUGCCUGUUGCUGCCCGUUCCUGUGCUGCCCGUGCCUGUGCUGCCCUGUGCUGCCUGUGCCUGUUGCUGCCUGUGCCUGUGCUGCCCGUGCCUGUGCUGCCCGUGCCUGUGCUGCCUGUGCCUGUUGCUGCCCGUGCCUGUGCUGCCCGUGCCUGUGCUGCCCGUGCCUGUGCUGCCCGUGCCUGUUGCUGCCCGUGCCUGUGCUGCCCGUGCCUGUGCUGCCCGUGCCUGUUGCUGCCCGUGCCUGUGCUGCCCGUGCCUGUGCUGCCCGUGCCUGUGCUGCCCGUGCCUGUGCUGCCCGUGCCUAUUGCUGCCCGUGCCGGUGCUGCCCGUGCCUGUGCUGCCCGUGCCUGUGCUGCCCGUGCCUGUGCUGCCCGUGCCUGUGCUGCCUGUGCCUGUGCUGCCUGUGCCUGUGCUGCCCGUGCCUGUGCUGCCCGUGCCUGUGCUGCCCGUGCCUGUGCUGCCCGUGCCUGUUGCUGCCCGUGCCUGUGCUGCCCGUGCCUGUUGCUGCCCGUGCCUGUGCUGCCUGUGCCUGUUGCUGCCUGUGCCUGUGCUGCCCGUGCCUGUGCUGCCCGUGCCUGUGCUGCCCGUGCCUGUGCUGCCCGUGCCUGUGCUGCCCGUGCCUGUUGCUGCCCGUGCCUGUGCUGCCCGUGCCUGUGCUGCCCGUGCCUGUGCUGCCCGUGCCUGUGCUGCCCGUGCCUGUUGCUGCCCGUGCCUGUGCUGCCCGUGCCUGUGCUGCCCGUGCCUGUGCUGCCCGUGCCUGUGCUGCCCGUGCCUGUUGCUGCUCGUGCCUGUUGCUGCCCGUGCCUGUGCUGCCCGUGCCUGUGCUGCCCGUGCCUGUUGCUGCCCCUGUCGCUGA
Closterium sp. NIES-65 is the source of this 981-nucleotide messenger RNA. The record is from the annotation of a GenBank genome assembly. NCBI's taxonomy places the organism in Eukaryota, Viridiplantae, Streptophyta, Zygnematophyceae, Desmidiales, Closteriaceae.